GAAGUUCCCCGGAUGCAGUUGUGAUUGACUGUACACGGCUAAAAAGUUUCGCUCUAGUCGAGAGGUGCGACUGCAGCCCGUGUGGUAGGUCGGUGUUAGGAAGGCAGCAGGACAGAAUGCAGAACGUAAAGUGUGUAGUGGUGGGGGACGGUGCCGUGGGUAAAACAUGCCUCCUCAUCUCCUACACCACCAACGCUUUCCCCGAGGAGUACAUCCCCACCGUGUUUGACAACUACAGCGCCCAGAUGACGGUUGACGGCCGCAUCAUCAGCCUCAACCUGUGGGACACAGCCGGACAAGAGGAGUACGACCGCCUCCGUACUCUCUCAUACCCCCAAUCCAACGUCUUCGUUAUCUGUUUCUCCAUCGGGAGUCCUUCAUCCCACGCCAACGUCCGCCACAAGUGGCACUCGGAGGUGUCUCACCACUGCCCCAGCGUGCCCAUCCUCCUAGUGGGGACCAAGAGUGACCUGAGGAAUGAUGGGGAGACGGUGAAGAAGCUGAAGGAGCAGGGUUUAGCUCCCAUCACAAAGCAACAGGGGAACAGCAUCGCUAAGCAGAUAGGAGCGAUGAAGUACAUGGAGUGUUCCGCUCUGACGCAGGAAGGGGUCAGGGAAGUGUUCACCGAGGCAGUACGGGCCGUGUUGUAUCCCGUUACCAAAAAGAAUGCAAAGAAGUGUGUACUGUUGUAAUGGAGGGACACAGAUGGGGAGAAGGAGGGAGAGACAAUGACGGCGCAAGGUUGAGUUUGUUGGAGGAGAGACUCAGCCCCCAGGCCUCUCGGGCCCCCUCUGCCUCUCGGGCCCCCUCUGCCGCUCGGCCCCCUCUGCAUCUCGGCCCCCAGGCCCCUUUGCCUUUAAAGACUCUUGAUUCAGCUCACUUCUCUCCUUCUUCCAGCCCCUCAAAAUCAAAUCUGGAACUCAGUCAGUUCCACUGCUUUUUUCCCUAAUUCCCCUCUAAUCAGGGACUGAUUUAGACCUGGGACACCAGGUGGAUGAUUCCCCUCUAAUCAGGGACUGAUUUAGACCUGGGACACCUGGUGUGUGCAAUUAAUUACAAGGUAGAACAGAAAACCAGUUGUUCGGACCUUUGUAGUGUCAGAGCGGAGUACCCUGGCUCUAUUCCUUGUCCUCAGAGUUUAAUCCACUUCUAAUUCUAUCAUCACCAAGGUGACUAUACCAACAGGGUGCAGAUAGCCUCACUCCUCCCUGUCCGCUCCAACCUGUUAGUGUUGUCACUUGACUCAUUCCUCCCAGUCCGCUCAAACCUGUGUUAGUGUUAUAACUUGAUUUUUUGUUGUUGUUGCAAUGUUCGAAAGAUGCUUCUGCGUAAGUAAUCGGUCUAUUUUGUUUCGUAUGAUCCCUUGCCUUAAGAUGUUUCUUAAUAUGCCAUGAUGGCCGAUCCUCAACAUACCAGUGACCUGAUAGAGCUGGAGAGAUGAGCUCUGUCUUAGUAAGAGGUUAAUCAUGACCUCAAUCACAGCCUCUCCAGUCGGUUAUUCAGGCUAUCCGUCAAGGACUGUUGCAAACGCACCUGGAAAUAGCCUAUACGUUUUGGGCAUCUUGUUCUGUGCAGCUCUCUGCUUUAGCUCGGCGUCCAGUUUACCUUCUUAAUGUCCCUUCAAAUGGAUAGUAGCCUAAUCCAAGUAUGAUGCAAGGGCCAAAGCAAUAGGGUUGUGUGCAGACAUUUUAAAAUCAAUUAAUGGAUUGGUUGGAUGAAUGUUGUGAGUUUGUAUGAUUUAAUGCUGACAGGAAUGGUGGAAUGACGGACAUAUCAGAUUGUUGGUUCUAGUUAUUUAUGCCAAUUACAUUUUAAUGUGCCUUAUUGUAAGAUAUCUGACGUUUAUUGUAUCUACCUUAUUGAUUAUUUGCUUUAGAUGCCAAAACUGUUGAGUAGCUGUGUGUGUGUGUGUGAGAGAGAGAGAUACUAGAGUUGAUUAGACUCCAUGUCACAUCCUCUCAGAAGAACCAAAGCUUUAAAUGAAACCAAAGCUUCUUUAUCAAAGUUCCAUGAAACCACUUUUUGACAUUACACAAUGUUUCUCCCCUCUGUCUACUCUAAGACGGAUGUAGCCCUAUAAGUGACAUCAGAGAAGUGGUGUGGGUGUUGUGGUGUGAACUUGUGUUCACAGCCCUUAGCGUUUGCCUCUAGGAUGCUACAACCUAUAUAAUGCUGGUAAAUGGAGGCUGGGGUUUGAUUACUGGCUGUGAUAACUGACAAUAACUACAACAGGAAAUAGGGCUAAGAUUGCACAUUUAUUUUGGCAGAUUAAAUUUUUUGCAUUUUAUUAAUUAAAUGAAACGUGGGCAGUAUAGUCUGGACAUUGAUAGGGUAUCGUGCUGAAAAUGUACAGGGUCAGACCUAUUUACGUUUGCAUCACAAAUGGCACCCUACUGCCUUUUUAGUGCAUCAAGUAAGUAAUAGGGUACCAUUUGUGACUCACUCAGAGUAUUAAAGAAUAAAACCAAGAGAGCAAUUAAAACUUAUUCCUAUUUUAAAUAAUCUUUUAAAAAAUCUAUAUAUUCAGGUGUUCAGCUGGUAGUUUGAAUAUUAACUUAACAGUAACCAAUCAUGGGAGUUCUCUCCUAGGUAGGGAGAGAGAUGCAAAUUAUUGUUUGUGAGAAAAAAAAUCUGUGUGGAAGAAACAUGUCACUCCACCUCAAGUUCUAGAGGGAGUUCACUUUUUACUCUGUCAUGUGGAGGUCCUUCAGUGCUUCGUGGAAACAGAUGUUGGUUGAACAUAUCGCUGAGACUGUGUUUAGUGUUUAAGAGAAUGAAAGCAUGUCUUGUCAGUGUAAAUGCUAUGGGUUGCUUGUUGUGCUACCGUGUCCUGAUAUUUACUCUGUCUAAACAGACCACACACCUGUGGCUGUUUCAUCUGCGGUCUUACAGCUAGCUCUGUGUGUGUAGGCCAGUGUUUUCACAACUCCUGCGGCCCCCAAGGGGUUUGGGUUUUUGCCCUAGCACUACGCAGCUAAUCAAAGCUUGAUGAUUUUUGAAUGAGCUGUGUAGUGCUAGGGCAAAAACCCAAAUGUGUACCUCUUGGGGUCCCUGGGACCGAGUUUAGGAAACAAUGGUGUAGGCUAGUGUGUAUGUGUGGGGUACUCUAUAAUACACUGGGAACUUGAUUUGUUUGUAGAAUUUUUGUAAUUUCAUAUAUUCUGAACAAAAAUAUAAACGAAUAAUGCAACAAUUGUUUGGAUUACACUGAGGUACAAUUCAUAUAAGGAAAUCGGUCAAUUUAAAUAAAUUAGGCCCUAAUCUAUGGAUUUUACAAAACUGGGAAUACAGAUAUGCAUCUGUUGGUCAA
Molecule: messenger RNA, 3310 nt
Organism: Salvelinus namaycush (lake trout)
Lineage: Eukaryota; Metazoa; Chordata; Actinopteri; Salmoniformes; Salmonidae
Product: rho-related GTP-binding protein RhoG-like
Exons: 3
Coding region: 117-692 (191 amino acids)
Biological process (GO): regulation of actin cytoskeleton organization; cortical cytoskeleton organization; actin filament organization
Cellular component (GO): cell projection; plasma membrane; cytoskeleton
Molecular function (GO): GTPase activity; protein kinase binding; GTP binding
Source: RefSeq, a predicted model, not a curated record